Pungitius pungitius (ninespine stickleback) is the source of this 3909-nucleotide messenger RNA. RefSeq names its product metal transporter CNNM4. Bases 187 to 3099 code for a protein of 970 amino acids. The record is from RefSeq and is a predicted model, not a curated record. Gene Ontology annotation, cellular component: plasma membrane; cytoplasm. Gene Ontology annotation, biological process: intracellular manganese ion homeostasis; magnesium ion transport; magnesium ion homeostasis. NCBI's taxonomy places the organism in Eukaryota, Metazoa, Chordata, Actinopteri, Perciformes, Gasterosteidae. Gene Ontology annotation, molecular function: sodium ion transmembrane transporter activity; magnesium ion transmembrane transporter activity. The transcript is spliced from 8 exons.
GGACGUUCACCUCCUGCCGAAAUGUGUGUGGUGUAGAGUGAGUGAGAGGAGGAGGAUGCAGUCUGUUUAUUAGCUCUACCUGUCGCUGUCCGGUAGGCGGUGAUAACGUGCGCGUGUGUGUGCGCGCGCGCGCGUGUGUGUGUGCGAUGGACCGGCGGGGGGGCGGAGCCGCUCGGACAUGAGUAAAUGACGUCAGCCCCCGGGUCGCCGAGCAGUGAAACAAACAUGGCGACAGAAUGGAGCGGGCAGCAGGGUUACAUUCUCGCGCUCGUUAUCUUCCUGUGGAGCGCGGUGGGCGGCCGCGCGGAGACGGCUGCCGCUGCAGCGGCGGCGGCCGGCGGCGGCAGCGGCGGUGGCGGGAGCGGCGGCGACGGUGGCGGCGGCGGCCAGGUGCUCGGCAUGCGGCUGGAGAGGAGCGACAAGCCGUCCGGCACCAAUGACGACGGUGUCAUCCAGGUGACCGAGGAGAGCACCGUGCAGCUCCGGUUCUACGGGGUGCAGCUCCACUCGGGCGCUUGGACGCAGAUCCGCUUCACGGAGCUCACGGAGGACGGCGCGGAGGAAGAGGAGGCAGAGGAGGAAGAGGAGGAGGUGGCGGCGGAGACGGCGGCGGAAGCGGCGCCGGGCGGCAGCGGCGUGCUGGAGGCGCCGGACCGGACCUGCACCGACUUCACCAAGGACAUCAGCAUCGGCACCUUCAUGAACGUGAGCGGCCGGGGGACGUCCGGCGUGCUCACCCUGCGCGUUAAGCCGCUGCGCAAGAGCGAGCCGCGGAAGGAGUACGCCCUGUGCACGCGCCGCGCGGGCGGCACCAGGUGGGCGCUGCGGGGCGGCAGCGACGGCCGGCUGCUGGUGCUGGAGGAGAAGAAGUCGCUGCUGCCCAUGUGGCUGCAGCUGAUCCUCAUCUGCUGCCUGCUGGUGCUCUCCGGCAUGUUCAGCGGGCUCAACCUGGGCCUGAUGGCGCUCGACCCCAUGGAGCUGCGCAUCGUGCAGAGCUGCGGCACCGACAAGGAGCGCCGGGACGCCCGCAAGAUAGAGCCCAUCCGCAGCAAGGGCAACUACCUGCUCUGCUCCCUGUUGCUGGGCAACGUGCUGGUGAACACCACCCUCACCAUCCUCCUGGACGACCUGAUCGGGUCGGGCCUGGGCGCCGUGGUGGCCUCCACCAUCGGCAUCGUCAUCUUCGGGGAGAUCGUGCCGCAGGCGCUGUGCUCGCGCCACGGGCUGGCGGUGGGCGCCAACACCAUCAUGGUGACCAAGUUCUUCAUGUUCCUCACCUUCCCCGUGUCCUUCCCCGUCAGCAAGCUGCUGGACGUGCUGCUGGGCCAGGAGAUCGGCACCGUGUACAACCGCGAGAAGCUGGUGGGGAUGCUGAAGGUGACGGAGCCCUACAACGACCUGGUGAAGGAGGAGAUGAACAUGAUCCAAGGCGCCCUGGAGCUCCGCAACAAGACGGUGGAGGACGUCAUGACGCCCAUCGGCGACUGCUUCAUGAUCCAGGCGGACGCCGUGCUGGACUUCAACACCAUGUCGGUGAUCAUGGAGAGCGGCUACACGCGGAUCCCCGUGUACGACGACGAGCGCUCCAACAUCGUGGACAUCCUGUACGUCAAGGACCUGGCCUUCGUGGACCCUGACGACUGCACCACGCUGAAGACCAUCACCAAGUUCUACAACCACCCGGUGCACUUCGUGUUCCACGACACCAAGCUGGACGCCAUGCUGGAGGAGUUCAAGAAAGGUAAAUCCCACCUGGCCAUCGUCCAGAAGGUGAACAACGAGGGGGAGGGGGACCCUUUCUACGAGGUGCUGGGAUUGGUCACCUUGGAGGACGUCAUCGAGGAGAUCAUCAAGUCGGAGAUCCUGGACGAGUCCGACCUCUACACGGACAACAGGAACAGGAAGAAGGUCGACCCCAACAAGAACAAGCCUGACUUCUCGGCCUUCAAGCAGGACGGAGACAGCAAAGUAAAGAUUUCUCCUCAGCUCAUGCUGGCGGCGCAUCGCUUCCUGGCUACAGAGGUGAGUCUGUUCAGCCCCUUCCAAAUCACAGAGAAAGUCUUACUGAGGGUCCUCAGGCACCCCGACGUCAUCCAGGAGCUCAAGUUCAACGACAGCGACAAACGCUCACCUCAACACUUCCUGUACCUGAGAGGCAAGCCGGUGGACUACUUCAUCCUCAUACUGCAGGGGAGAGUGGAGGUGGAGGCCGGCAACGAGAACAUGAAGUUUGAAAGCGGGCCGUUCUCGUACUACGGAGUGAUGGCUCUGAGCUCGCCAUCACUGGCUGUCACCCCUCCUCUCUCUCCAUCAGUGGCGUCUCCCCCUCCACGACGCCUCUCUCUUAAGAGGUUUUCUCUGUUCUCUCGUUUUCCAGAGUUCCGCUCCCCGUCGCACGCAGGGAACCUGAACCGCUCGGCGUCUCUGAGCUGCAGCGAGCGCGUCCCGGGCGACGUGUCGGUGGGCGGGAGCGUGACCCAGAUCCCGGGAACGCCGUUCCAGUACGUGCCGGACUUCUGCGUGCGAGCGCUCGCCGACCUGCAGUUCGUGAAGAUCACUCGCGCUCAGUACCAGAACGGCGUCCUGGCGUCCCGUCUGGACAGCACGCCGCAGUCCCCCGAGGGCAGUCGCACCCGCCUGGACACUUCGGUCUCUUUGCCCCCCGUGACGCCCCCGGGGCCCCGGGCCCCUCUGCCGCUGGCCACGCCCCCCGCGAGGCGCCCGCCGUCAACUGCUCAGCUGCCGCCGCCGCCGAGCAGCCGCUGCGCCCCGCCGCCCCAAACCACCCCCUCCUCCACCUGCAGACCCAGCCAGUCCCUGCCCCAGGCCACGCCCCUUCCCGGAAACCACGCCCCUUUCCCCCAGCCGCCUCCGUCCUCCGUGAGCCUGACGGCGUGCGGCUUUAACCCCCGCACGAGCUCGCCGUCCUCCGUCUCCCCCCCAAAACCCCGGAGGUCGCCGCCGUCGCCCGGGCCGGACAACGGGCCGGGGGAGACCGCCACCCUGCUCGGAGAGCAGCAGAACUGUGCGGGCGCCCGCAGGCCGAGCCACGCCCACCCCCACGCCAUCAGCCACGCACACACCGAGAGCACCAUCUGACCCGCUUCCUGUUUGCUCGUUGUCCCCCGAGGACCCGCCGAGGUUCUCUUUUCAUCUCGUCCUGCAUGCCCCCCCCCGAGCCCCCCCAUCCCGAGCCCAGAAAUAAGGCGUUCAGAAUGGACCACGGAGGGUCUGGAAGGAAUCAGGAUACAAAAAGGGUUUUGGAGGGUUUUGGGGGUUUUGGGGGUUUUUGGAGUGUUUUGGGGGGUUUUGGGGGUUUUGCUGGCAGACAUGGAGCCGUGGUCCAGGACCCGUCGCCUCCCUCACGUUUAACCCGACGGGAAUCAUUUCAAACACCAAGAGGCAGAAAUCUCAAAGUUGUUUUCACGUGAACUGAACCUUUAAGUCACGGCUGGCAGCUUUUCUCAUUUAGUUUUUUUUCUUUUUCCAAAGAGUGAGACUUCCAAAAAGUUUUUUUUUUUUUUUUAUGUAGGAUUUAUUUUUAUUGUAGUUUGUUUAAAUGAGUUUUUUGAGUCACUGCAGUGAAAAGUUUAACCAGCGAAUAGAAACCAUGAAAAUUUGGUUUUGCUGCAAUUUCCCAGAUUUAUUUAUUUAUUUAUUUAACUUCACGGCAUCCAUUGGUUUCUAUUCAUUUCUGUUUAGCUUGAAAUUCAACAUUUUAAUCUAUUUUUAUUUAAGUUUUAAUGCAACACUUACAUAGAACUCACCAAAAUGGCAACAACACUUUACAUUAGAUGCAGUUAAAUGUGCAUGGGUUUAAAACUCAAUCAAAUAAAUACAUAUUUCUUAUAAUUCAAUUUUAAAGCUUGAUUAUUAUUUGGCUGUUUCAAUAUAUUAUAUUAUAAUAUA